GAGAGUUGGCGCCAGUGAGGGAGGGUGUACGCGCGUGGAUUACCCUUGAAGUGAAUUUUCUGUCAUGGGCUGGUAGUGAGACCUCUGCCACCAUGGGUCUGAUGCCUCUGGAGUUUAAGGACUGUCUCAAUGACAGUCCUUAUUUCCGCCAGAAGCUCCAAAUGCACGAACAGGAGCUGGAUCAUACUAACUCCUCCAUCAAGGCGCUCAUCAAGGAGGUUAAGGAUUUGUACCAGGCUGCCAGAAACUUGUCCCGCGCGAAGAGGAACAUGAGCAACAGACUGAACCACUUCCGCUUCGACUGCAUCGGUAACACUCUGACGGACGACGAAAUAGUGAUCAGCGGCUCUUUGCGGGAGUUCGCCAAGAUCAUCGAUAUGGUGGAGGACGAGAGGGAGAGGAUGCUCGAGCGCUCCAUCCUGAUCCACUCAUCCACCACUCUAUCCUCCCCCCAGCUCGAGCGCUCCUACGACCAGAUCAUCCGCCCUCUGGAGACAUUCCGCAAGCUCUCCAUCGGGGGCGCCAAGGAGGGCCGCAAGAAGUUCGAGAAGCAGACUCAGAAGUUUUGCCAGUCCCAGGAACGCUACCUCAACCUCUCCACCAAGAAGGACGACCAGGUGCUGCAGGAGGCCGAUGCGUGCGUGGAGAUGGAACAGCGCCACUUCGUCCACGCCUCCCUCGACUACGUGUUCCUUCUGCAAGAGGUCCAGGAGCGGAAGAAGUUUGAGUUUGUGGAGACACUGAUGUGUUAUAUGUACAGUUGGCUGACGUUCUAUCACGAGGGCCACGAGGUGUUCAAUGACUGCAAGCCCUACAUGCAGGAUCUUCAAGUCAGACUCCAGCGGACUCGGGAUUCCUUUGAGUCAACGCGCGCAGAGUCGGUGCAGCUCAAGAACAAGAUGCUGGAGGUGCGUAAGACGAAGGCGGUGGACCCCGGCAACAUGGACAAGAUGUACACCAGACAAGGCUACCUCUUCCUCAUGGAGAAGAAGGCUUUCGGCACCACAUGGACCAAGCACUAUUGCCAGUACCAGAAGGAGAACCGAAUCUUCACCAUGAUACCCUACAACCAGACCCAGUGCAAGAUUACCUCAACAGAAACCAUCGUGCUACGGUCGUGCAUUCGACGGAUGUCCGACAGCAUAGACAAGCGGUUCUGCUUCGACUUGACGGCGCAGGAUAAGCCGGGAGUCGUCUUCACCCUCCAGGCGCUCUCAGAGGAGGACCGCAAACUCUGGAUGGACGCCAUGGAUGGGAAGGAACCGAUGUAUGCACACCCCUCGGCCUCCGGUCCUCCUGUGGCGCACGAGGAGACGAGUCUUGACGAGCCCGGCCAGAACUUCAUCCUCAAAGCAAUAGCCAUGUUGGAGGGCAGAGGAUUGGAGGACCAGGGUCUUUAUCGGCUGGUGGGAGUGUCCAGCAAGGUGACCAAGAUGCUUCAGCUCGGGCUCGACCGACGGAAAUGUGAGAAGCUGCUGAUGGACGACCCUUCGGAGUGGGAGGUCAAAACUAUCACCUCGGCCAUCAAGCAGUACUUCCGCAACCUCCCCGACCCCCUCAUGACCUACAAGCUGCACAGUGCCUUCAUUCAAGCUGCCAAGCAAGAAAAGCUGUUCCGCCGAGUCCACGACAUCCACCGACUGGUCCACAUGCUGCCAUCCACCAACUUCCACAUCCUCAAGAUCCUCAUACUCCAUCUAGUGAAUGUUGCCAGGAAGAGCGACAAGAACCUCAUGACCAUAAGCAACCUUGGGGUGUGCUUCGGGCCCACGCUGCUGCGGCCGGAGGAAGAGACUGUCGCCGCCAUCAUGGACAUCAAGUUCUGCAACAUCGUGGUGGAGAUCCUCAUUGAGUACUAUACCAAGAUCUUCUGUUCCGACCCAGAGCCCGAGGCGGUCCCCAAGCGUGCAGAGGGAGCGGUGUCUCAAUCCACCACCACCUCCACUUCCACCACCACCACCACCACCACGACCACCUCCUCCAACAGGCAGUCGCAGCAGAAGUCAUCCUCGCCAUCGAAUAUCCGGUCUUCCCACAACCACCACUCCUCAUCCUCGUCCUCCUCCACCACUUCCAGCUCCAAACACCUGCCGGUCCUACAGAAAGUCGUCACGUCCUUCACCACCAGCGAGCCCCAGACGGUUCACUUCGGCAUGGCGUCGUCGCAGCAGGGCCACUUGCAGCGCUCCGAAGCCCUCUCCCACCUCAAGACACAGACCACCUCCUCGUCCAGCAGCUACAGCAACAUGUCGGUCCCGCCGCCGCCCUCCGCCACGCAGCACUGGAACAACAACAACACCGCGUCUAGUCUUGCCACAGGGCACAGCCUCCAUGCGUCGCUUGUGUCUCUUGGUUCGUCCGUGGGCAGCUCUGUAGCCUUGGGUAGCCCCUUUGACCCCGUCCCAAACAGCAGGCCGGCACGACCCCCGGCUCCCUCCAAUGGUCAGUCCAGAUCACUGGCAGGGGGAGCCCUCUCCUUUGUCAACCCUCUAUCUGCAGACCGCAACGAUGGCGUCCAGAGCACAAGCAGUUCCAGUGAGUCUCUGUCAUCACGGUCGUCCAGGGAGUUGCCACAGCCCCUCCCCAGCUCCCUCUCCUCCUCCCCGCAGACAAGUAAGAGGCUCCCCCUCUCUGGUGCGCCCCCCAAGCUGGGAGCUAACGGCCCUCAUCGCGACUACCGUGUGCAGCAGACAAACCAUUUUACGUAUAACAGCACUUGGUACGUUUCCCUUCCAGAUAUGAAGCUCGGAGCGGCCUACCCACCCACCUACCGACAGCACAUAGAAACCCUAUACAAGAGGCAGUCGCUGGAGUUCCUGUAUUCGUCAAUGAACUCUAUAUCAGGGUCCCAGUCGACACUCCUCCAGUCCUCCAACUCCUCACCGCCUCCAUCCUCGGCCAACGCUGCCUCAAAUGGAACGGUCAACUUUCCGCCCAGGAAAGUCAGAACGCUCUACGCCUGUGUUGGGGAGAACGACUCUGAGCUGUCCUUCGAACCAAACCAAGUCCUCACAAACGUUCGGCCGUCGCGGGAACCCGGGUGGCUGGAGGGCACGCUGAAUGGACGGACCGGGCUUGUCCCAGAGAACUACGUGGAGAACAUCGAGGACAAGCCGCCGCCGCCACUCCACAUGCCACAGCGGAACACGGACGUCUAGCAGGACCUUCCCAGGGGUGGUGUACGGAGGUGGUGUCUCCGAUGGGCUCCCUGACACCCCAGCCUGACAACGUAAUCCACAGCCACACUAAAUGUCACCUGGACACACCUGCACAUGUUGGGUGUGGCGCAUGUUGCCUUCAAGAUGAUGAGGUUAUCUCCAUGGGCCUUAAACAGCUCCCAGGAAGAUAUCGACACCCUGUUUUCCAUUUGGGUGAGACAUCAAAGAAACUUCCCUGGCAUAUCAGUUCUCAGAUACAGAUAUUUUCUCAGUGGUGUUUGUGUACAUUGGAAAGUCAGUGUCAGUCCCCCGAGGAAGUGAGCCGUGUGAAGCGCUGAAGUGCUCUACACCAAUCAAAAUGAACUCCGGCGGGUCUUGUGGGAGUGCUCGGCCUAGCUGGUGCACCACAGCCUGGAGACAAACACUCGCCCCUCACUGGCGGAAGACAUACUCAGUGGGCUGCUGGUGGCCGCACAGACCCACUUGUCCUGGACUCUGAGAGGCAGGAUGGCUACACUUUUUAUAACAAGAGUACACUUAGCAAUAUCCAAAGGUCUUACAUUAUAGUCUGCACACAAUAACUUGGUGCACAAGCCCUGGCCCUCAGGAUUAGUCAUGUUGGUUCCCUCGGACUCAUGAUGUCCGUACACGCGGAUCAUUGCCGUGAAACUGUUGUUGGUAAUAAUCAUUAGUUUUCUGUGUUGAUAGUGUCCAUCUCCAUCUGUAAUAUUGGUCUAAUCUUAACAGUCAUCAAUGGACACAAGAUGAUGAUAGCAGAACCAAUGCAGAAAGUUUUACAAAGCCGUGAGCAGUAAUUGGCAUAAGGAUCGUUUUCACAUCCUUGAGUCAUAAUUUUAACUAAUUGCUCGCCUCUCAUAUAUGUUAAUAUGAAUUAGCAAGUAGAAAGAUGAUAAAUAUUGAUGUAGUAUAUAAUACUAAUGUGUAACAGUCUUGUAUAAAACAUAUCAAACUAUAUUGAUCAUUAAUAGAGAUUUAGGGCAGAUACGUCACAAUUAAACUGUACCAUGGCCAGGGAACUGAAGGCUGUGUAGCGAGCCAUGACUUAAAAAGAGCAACACUUCCCUGACCAAGAAGCAGCACAAACUUGCAAGCUGGAAUAUUCAAUAAACCUUUGCCAGAUCCCUGCCGUGCAGCGUGGUGGGUGGCUGAUGGCUGGUGCCCACCCUGGAACCAGUGGGGCACCAGUCUGCAGUGUGUGUGAGACUAGCGAUGAACCAUCUCUCAGGAGUGUACUUUGAUGUUCCUGUGUUUGGUUGUCUGGCCAUGAGGAGAGCACUGCUGCAGCUUGGAAUCACUCCACUGCUUUGGCAAGGCUUGUAAGGCUAACCUGAUGGUGAGGUCCACCAGGGAAGUGGUUUGUGUGCUGCCUCCAACAGUUUCACACCACCACCAGUCAUUGGCAUGUAUUCACGGAUAUUGGAGGAGGGGCUUGCUUGCCAAGUUAUCAUGCACAGACUGUGGUCAAGAGUCCAGUGUAGGAGUUACACUACACAUGUAUGGUAUAUUGAUUUAGCAUAUAUGCUUCAUUUAUUUAUUUUCUUCUAUUAUGAAGGAUCUUACUAUAGUAAAUCAAAUCAAGGUUCAAUAAAUUGUAUAUUUUUAAUAUUUUAGUAAAAUUUGCUGGCUUAGGCUGAUGCCCAGUGAGUGAGUCACGAGCACUGUGGCCACCUCCGGCCAUCAGUGCAGGGCAGCUGCCGGUGCCCUGGUGACAGGCGGGGCAGCAGCAGCCUGGACGCCAGGCAGUAGGCGAGGGUGUCCUAGCCAGUGCGUUGUUAGUCUAACAAAGUGACCGUGAUGACCUAGUCUGAAUCAAAUCUGGACAGCGUACAUUUAGCCUCUCCAUGUAAGUAAAUACUGUUGUACAUUUGAUUAUUUGUAUAUAUUGGUGGGUCAGUUUUGCUGUAUGUUUUCUCUAUUAUCAUUUUACUUGAGCACAGUGUAGCAGAGCCUCACCCUGCACUGUGCUUGAAAGGAUAUGAUAAACUACUUUGCAAGCUCCAUUUUUAUUGUAACAUGAAUAUAAGUAUUUAAUUAGCAAGCUUAUGAACAUGAAGUAUCAAAAUAUCUAGAUGCCAAAAGUAUGUAGGUGUCCUGCCACCAUAUGGAAAGCUUGUAAUGAUAUCCAGCUGUUCAGUAAGGAAGUUACAAAAGUGUCAUGUUGUCAGUCAAUCAAAAAAUACAGAAUUAACUAUGUGACAAAUUAUGAAGGCAUUGCAGUCAUAUCUUAUGAGUACUUGGGUUUUUUAUAUAUUUUUUUAAUUAUUCUCACAUUUUAGAUCAGUUUCAAGUGUCUGUGUAACAAAUCAUGAAGGCAUUGCAGUAACAUUUUUUAACUACUAAGGUUUUUCACAUUUUUUUUAUCUUUUCACACAAUUUAAGUCAGUUUGAAGUGUCCGAAUGGUCAGGUCAUCCCCCGAAGAAGCUUGUCCAAACCUAUUCAGUUGAGGCAAAAAGACGAGAGUAGUUAUGGAGUGCUUGGGAGGGGUGGCCUUGCCUUGCCUUGCCUUGCUGUCCCUUCAUCCCAGUGCCUGAGGAAGCAGUAUGUUCUGGGCCCUCUCUGUGUUGCCCUGUGGAUGUAUGCAGCUAGUCAUGUCUGUCCUCAGGGUGUGGGAGGCAAGGGAUGGUGCCAGGCGAGCAGGAAGGGUUUUAGGCGUUGGCUGGGGCAGGUUCAUGAAGGCGUCAGAUUGGACACACAGUUAAGGAGUAGCGAGUUUCUGUGAUGCACCCGGUUCAGAAAGUCAAUAAGCACCACGAAUGGUAAUCUGAAAAAAAUGUAUAGAUGUCACAAAUGUAUAAGAGUUGCCAGCAUAUGAAAAGCUUACAAUGAUAUCGAGCUGUUCAGUGAGGUAGCUACGAAAGUGCUUAGAGUUUUACAAUGUUCGAAGUGCCACAUUUUUUAUCCCAACCAAAUAGUCAAAAUGAUGAAUUAUGUACGAAAAUGUAGCCGAUUGAUUGUCUGGCUGUUGGCUGGAAAUCACUCAACGAAAGAAUGGCACUCAAAGUUUUACAAUGUUCAAAAUGCCACAUCUUUGAACCCAACCAAACCGUCAAAGUGAUGAAUUAUGUACGAAAAUGUAGCUGAUUGGCUGUUGGCUGGAAAUCACUCAACGAAAGAAUGGCACUCAAAGUUUUACAAUGUUCGAAGUGCCACAUUUUUUAACCCAACCAAAUAGUCAAAAGUGAUGAAUUAUGUACGAAAAUGUAGCUGAUUGUCUUGGCUAUUGGCUGGAAAUCACUGAAUGAAAGAAUGGCACUCAAAGUUUUACAAUGUUCGAAAUGCCACAACUUUGAAAUCAACCAAACAGUUAAAGUGUGAUGAAUUAUGCAUGGAAACAUAGCCAAUGGUCUUUGCUGUUGACUGAGACCCCUAGAAAUGAAUAACUGAAGAACUGGCAAUCAAAGUCUUACAGUGUUCAGAAUGCUCUAUCUUUGACACCAACCAACCAAGUAGUGUGAUGAACUAACCAAGUAUUUUGUUGAAUUAUGCUUGGAAACGUAGCUGAUGGUCUUCACUGUUGGUUGAGACCACAAGAAAUGAAUGACUGAAUACCUGGCGAUCAAAGUCUUACAGUGUUGAGGAUGCUAUAUCAUUGACGCCAACCAACCAAGUAGUGUGGUAAUUAUGCAUGAAAACAUAGCUAAUGGUGUUUGCUGAUGAUUGAGAUCGCUAGAUAUGAAUAACUGAAUACCUGGCGAUCAAAGUCUUAGUGUUGAGAAUGCCAUAUCAUUGACGCCAACCAACCAAGUAGUGUGAUAAUUAUGCAUGAAAACAUAGCUAAUGGUGUUUGCUGAUGAUUGAGAUCGCUAGAUAUGAAUAACUGAAAAACUGGCGAUCAAAGUCUUAUACUGUUCACAAUGCCACAUCUUUAACACCAACCAACCAAGUAGUGUGAUGAAUAAUGCAUUGAGACAUACCCGAUGGUCUUUGCAAUGGACCAAGACCACAAGAAACCAUUCAUUUUAUCAUAUAGUAUUUUGAGUGGCGAAAGUUUAAUGUGGCUGCAGUGGUGCUUAUCUACCUUCUGAAUCAAGCGCCUCAUAUGUCUCUUAAAUUAAUGAGUUUAUUGAAGUGUCAACUUGCUGUUAAUUGAUAAGUUGUCAGGAUACUGCUCUGCCAUGUUGUGUUAAUUUGUUCUUAAACUAUUCAGAAUAAAUAUCACUGUCAAUGAUGCUCCACCACCAUCACCACCACCACCACCACCCAUACCUUUGAUGUGUGUGUCUCUGGAAUGGAGUAUGUCUUAUUUUUAGGUAAUCUCUUAAUCUCUUUGGUGGUUACUGUUUUAUUUUUCAGUUUUUAAUUCUAAUGGAGGGCACAGUGUUUUUUUUUUUUUUAUGUUAUCUUCCCAUUCCAUUUUGCAUUUUCAUAUUCCUUUCCUCCGUCAGCCGUAGUCACUGAUCAUUCCUGUAACACAUUUCCAGUUUGGAGGGACUUUCUUACUCUUGGCCAUCUCUGCUUGAACAUUCCACUGACCCCCCCAUCCCCCCACAACCUCCCAUAGAUAGAACUUGCAUAUAUUAAGAGCUGGAUUGAUAUAUCUAAAAUUCCCCCUCUCAUUCAAUAUCCCCCAUCCUCCCACAACCUCCCAUAGAUAGCACUUUCAUAUAUUAAUAGGUUAGGUUAGGAACUGCAUCAAUAUGUUAAAGUUACCCCUCUCAUUCACCUAUCUCCCAUCCUCCCACAACCUCCCAUAGAAAGCACUUGCAUAUAUUAAGAGCUGGACUGAUAUAUUUAAAGUUUCCCCUCUCAUUCACCUAUGCAAUUCCACACCUUGCCUUUUUUAUGCUGUUAUACCCAUCCCUUGCCACUCCCUUGCUGUUCUUUAAUUCUCCUCCCUCCCUCCACCUCCCUCCUGCCCCUUACUUAAUAUUCUUCACUCAGGCGUAUCUUACCAGACACGCAUUUUGUAGGGUGGAAGGAAUCUUUUUAUCAUUCCUGUGUUUUAAAGUCUUUACAUUUUUUUAUUUGUAUAGUAAUGAACAUUCCAAAACAUAACUGCCCCUCUAACCUUCCUUCCUUCCUUCCUUCCCUUUCACUUUGUUCAGUAUUUAGGACACACAAGAGAGAAAGGGAGAGUAAGAGAGAGAAAGUGUGUGUGUAUGUGGGUGUGGCUGUUGGGGUGUUCUUAUCUGAGGUAAUCUGUGGUAUUUGUAUUUCAACAGGAUUCAGGAUUUAGUCAAGCUCGUGUGUGUAUGUGUGUGUGUGUGUGUGUGCACAGUGGUGGUGGUGGUGGUGGUAAGUGGUGGAGUAAGCAAGUGGUCAUGUCAGCAUCAAAGGUUCAUAAAUAAAGUUGUCCACUUCAUGAACUUCGAAAUUGCUCAAAGGAAAACAAGUAUAAUACGGUACUGUACUAUAGAUCCUUGUCAAACGAGAGUAUGAAAUCCAGUAAUUCCUUCACGUCUAUACAUAUAUUCAUGCACAUUCCAUUCCAAUGUUCCUGAGGCCAACCAAUCAAAAGGUGUGGACUGCUAAUAAUACACCCACUUUUGAGUCAUCUUUGUACGGCAUUCAAAUUUUGUACUACCAUCCGGUUUUCCGAAAGAGUGUACGUGCAUGUAAACUUUAUGUUGCCUGUGCGUGGCGGUGCAUUGUGAUAAUGUGUGGACAGGGGAAUCCUAUGUUAGAUUAUUUCCUUGUAUAUUAAAAGUCUUCGAAAUGUUAUUAAAGGCAUCAAACAUG
Messenger RNA from Eriocheir sinensis (Chinese mitten crab), 8859 nucleotides. It is a transcript of the gene Graf, whose product is annotated as rho GTPase-activating protein 26-like. The record is from RefSeq and is a predicted model, not a curated record. Gene Ontology annotation, biological process: signal transduction. The coding region runs from base 93 to 3158 and encodes 1021 amino acids. The transcript has 23 exons. NCBI's taxonomy places the organism in Eukaryota, Metazoa, Arthropoda, Malacostraca, Decapoda, Varunidae. Gene Ontology annotation, cellular component: cytoplasm. Gene Ontology annotation, molecular function: GTPase activator activity; protein binding.